Messenger RNA from Gryllus bimaculatus (two-spotted cricket), 786 nucleotides. The record is from the annotation of a GenBank genome assembly. Lineage: Eukaryota; Metazoa; Arthropoda; Insecta; Orthoptera; Gryllidae.
GUACGUGGACGGGCGCUGCGUGACCGACGCGAGCGGCGAGGCGUCCUCCGACAGGCCGGCGGCGGGCGGCGACAAGCGCGACUUGGCGGGCGAGCUGGAGGGCGGCGAGGACGGGGACGGCGCCAACGACACGUGCCUGCGCAUCACGCUGCAGCGGGACGAGUUCGUGCUGGAGAACGCCAGCCUGCGCCUCACGCUGGCCGGCUCGCCGUUCUACGGCCUCGUGCUGCCCGCCGGCGAGUUCCGGCUGCUGGGCGACGGGCGCGCGCAGGUGUGCAACGAGUACCAGUACGCGCUCGUGCCCACCGACACCGUGCAGGGCUACAUGACAGCGGUGUGCCUGGCGGUGUCGGCGGUGUGCCUGGCGCUGCAUCUCGUCGUGCAUGCGUUGCUGCCGAAACUGCACAACCUGCCCGGCAAGAACCUGCAGGCGCUGUCGGCGGCGCUGCUGCUGGCGCAGCUGGGCUUCCUGCUGGGCGUGAGCCCGCCCGUGGAGCCCGUGCCCACGGCGCUGUGCGAGGCCGUCGCCGCCGCCGUGCACUUCUUCUACCUGGCCGCCUUCUGCUGGAUGAACGUGAUGAGCGUGGACAUCUGGCGCACCUUCUCCGCCGCCACGGGCCGCACCGCCGCCUCGCACCGCCGCUACGCCGCCUACGCGUGGGGGCUGCCGGCCGCCGUGGUGGCGCUGUCGCUCGCCGCCGACCACGCCCCCGGCGUGCCCUACUUCCUGCGGCCGGGAUACGCGGAGGCCGGGAUCUGCUGGUUCGGGUCGGGCGCGGGCCUGGG